UUUGUCAUCUUUUGAAGUUGUAGUUGAUCGAACAACAAUGGCAGUCAUGAAGGUGCAUGGAAACCCUUUUUCAACAUCAACUCACAGGGUUCUCGCUUGCCUAUACGAGAAAGAUGUUGAGUUCCAGUUUAUUAAUGUAGACAUGGGAGCUGGCCAACAUAAAUCCGACAACUUCCUUCCCCUCAACCCAUUCGGUCAAGUUCCAGCUUUUGAAGAAGGGGACUUGAAGCUCUUUGAAUCAAGGGCAAUCACUCAAUACAUUUCCCAAGAAUACAACGACAAGGGGACUCAACUGUUGUUGCCGGGAUCUAACAAGACUAUGGCGGUUCUGCAAUUGUGGAAGGAAGUUGAAGCUCACCACUUCAAUCCUCCAUCAACGAAGCUAGUCUUUGAGCUGCAUUACAAGCCCAUUUUUGGGAUGGCUAUCGACACCGUAGUUGUCGAGGAAAGUGAAGCUGAGCUUGCCAAAGUUUUAGAUGUGUACGAGGCUCGUUUGGCUCAGUCCAAGUAUUUGGCUUGUGACCACUUCACCUUGGCGGAUCUGCACCACCUGCCUAAUGUUCAGUAUUUGAUUGGAAGUUCGGCCAAGAAGCUGUUUGAUUCACGUCCACAUGUUAGUGCUUGGGUGGUUGAUAUCACUGCAAGGCCUGCUUGGUCCAAGGUCCUCGAUAUGCAGAAACAGAAGCUGUGAAGAUCAGUUGGGAUGCAAUCAAAAUCUACUAGUAUUUGAUGAAUAAUGAGAGGUUUGUAAUCGUGGCUGCAUGUUGGUUUAUGCGUUGUGUGACAGUGUGACCAUCUCUAUAGUCUAUUCGAUAGGUCAAGUUGAUCUUACAAAUAUUAUGCCUACAUUGUCC
Hibiscus syriacus is the source of this 854-nucleotide messenger RNA. RefSeq names its product glutathione S-transferase F6-like. Lineage: Eukaryota; Viridiplantae; Streptophyta; Magnoliopsida; Malvales; Malvaceae. The transcript is spliced from 3 exons. Gene Ontology annotation, molecular function: glutathione transferase activity; glutathione binding. The coding region runs from base 38 to 691 and encodes 217 amino acids. The record is from RefSeq and is a predicted model, not a curated record. Gene Ontology annotation, cellular component: cytoplasm.